GCMCAUCUCCAGCAUCGAUCAGUAGUUUUUCGAUCCAACAAAAUAAUCGACCCAUCAAUUAACCUUACAGCUGCUGCCGAAACAGAUAAGCAGCAUUCGAACGAGAAAAGCGUAUACGUACGGGCUCCGACCGAGCUCGGUAUUGAAAUAAAAUGGCAAGGAGUGCAAACAAAACMAGAAAGAAGUCGAUCGAACCAAAACGGAAGGCCGUAGCUACUAGCACUACAUCUAAAUCGACUUCCUCAUCUCUGAAUCGAAUCGUAGUUGGAGGUCAAUUGCUUGGAAGUCGUUCGAAACCUUUCUUAGAUAACCAGAGCAAUGUUGCAUCGUGGAAUACUUUCGAACCGAUCAUAACACCUGAAGUGACUUGUGAUCAACGAAAAAAAACUGAACGUUUUGUCCUCCUCCCACAUUCUCGAUACAUAAGUGUCUUGUCGUACAAAACUGGGAUCAAGGUCGGAACUCUUGUUCCUUCUCUCAAAGACGAUAGCAACGAGAAGAAUGUCAUAAUUGAAUGCGUUAGUAUGGUCAAAUAUCAACGAAAUGUAUCGGAAACAACAGUACAAGAUGUGCUWGAUAGAAUGGACUUAGAAGACGACGACGAAAUUGACGGAAUUGAGGGGACGAGCAGUUCAGUGGAUGAAACUCUGAUCAUGGUAGGAUGUCAUGACGGUAGUGUUCGUGAAUUCUCACUACGAGAACUGGGGAACAAUCACGGCAAUGCYUCGAAGCAGGUUGAUUUGGGACCAUACAGUAUUUCGGGUUCAUGCUUUCAUCCGCGCCGUGUGAUUCGCGUUCUCAAGAAAGAUCCCAUUGCGCACAUGACAGUACCACAUAUCAGAACUCCACAGAUUAGAAAGGAUGGUCUUGUAAUGUAUGUUGCUGCAAGAAGACUUGAACGAAAAGAGGAAGAAGAGAAGGAUCAUCCAUCAAAGAGUACAAGAGUGAAGUCUCAGAAAAAAGAUAUGUCCUUUACUUUUGAAGUCAUACGAGUCCUUGUACCGCAUUUCGAUGGAUCUACCAGAGAUGUCCGUUUGUCGUCGYCCAAAGAAUCGAUGCGCUCACUUGAUAAGUUCAAGUGCAAGGUUAGUGCGAACAAAAACAAAAAKUACGCUGACAUGCUUCCUUUUCGGAUGAUGUCUGCGGCCAAAGCUCUCUCUGGAGACAACARCAAUACAAACACAGACAAUAUCUCGAUUUUUGUCAUAYUAGCAAGAGCAGAUUCAAUCUCAGUCUACUAUGACCAGCUCCAUGCGUUGGAGGCUUACGCGCCCAUGUCCAUUGCAAUGCCAUCAAAUAACCCCCUCACGGUUGCCAGCAUCUCGCUGAACAAGGCUGAUAUAACGUGUGGCCAUCACCAUGGUAACAUCUGUGUCAUGAAUAAUAUAUUGAAUGAUAUUGAACUGUAUCACAUAGCAAUGAAGAAGGMAAAACGACUAACAGGAGAUUCGUCAAUAUCAACAUCAMAAACAGUAAUUUUGCCCCCAGAUCCCAGAAAGAAUAUGAUCACUAGCAGGGUACAUUGGCAUGCUCUUCCUGUUACAAGCAUUGUCUACGACGCUAUGAGUUAUCCGAUGGAUCCUUUGUUGUACAGUGGAGGAGACGAAAGUGUUUUGGUCACAUGGCAAAUUUCACAGGGCAGGGAUCGUCCUGUACAUGUGCAUCCACGUCUUGCACUUGGAGGGAUUGUUCACUUGUCGUCUUCUGACAGGUGCGAUGACAACCCCGCAAGUGGAAUUCUGGUCUACUGCGAGGACAACACCCUACAGCUUCUCGAAUCACAUAACAAGGGGUGCGUGUGGAAGGUUCAGGGACUUGCUUGUGCACAGAAUGAGAGUACCAAGGGUUCUCUGCAUGCAGACCCUCGCUCUGAUGGACAGAAAAAUUCACAACUGGUUGUCACUGGCUUAACGCAAGCACCGGGAUACAUUCAUUGGUUUGAUCCAAGUAGGGAAAGGCUAGCUUCUUCACUCGAAGUUGUUCCCUUUAAUCGCAUUAGUAAGACCGAACCUGAUGAAAGUCCUCUGCCGAAACCUUCGAUCACAGCUCACGUUUUCAGUGGGAACGGUGAAGACCUAAUUACCAUUGAUGAAUCUCAGACUGAAAAUACCUACAUCGGAGCUCUUGAUGAACCAAUAAAGAGCAUUGAAUAUGGGACCGUAAGCACAAUUCGUUUCUGGUCUUGGAAUGAUUCUUCUUCGACUAAAAAUGAUUCUGCACCUCCAUACAAUGAAAUCGCGUCGAUGACAUACCCGCACGGACCUAAGAAUCGUAUAUCUGCCAUUGAUAUGUCUAAGGACGGUUCCUUUGCAUGCACCGCCAGUUGCAAUGAGAAGGCAUUUCGUGUUUGGAAAAAGAUURUUGGAAGCAAUAAAUCAAUCUCAUGGGCUUGUCGCUACAAGGUGAAAAUUCCUGCCGGAUUUUCCAACUGUUCCAUUAGAGCAAAUGGUCUCACAUUUUCAGAUGACAAUUCUCUCCUUGUCAUUGCUUUUGGGCAGACUGGGACGAUCUGGGACACGGACGGGGCACGUUUAUUGACCACCUUCGAUCAUUUCCAAGGGAAUAAUGACAUCGAAUUCGUGCAGUUCAUAAGUCCAGGUCUUCACAAAGACCUCUUGUUGAUUCAGUCAAAAUCAUGCGUAUCACUUCGCUCUCCUUAUGGUCCUUACGGAAGUUCAAGAAGCUUUAAAGGUUGGAAUUGGUCAAGUCAGAAAAAUUGUAUCAUAACAGCAGUGGAAUUCAUCGAAAGGCUGGGGUGCAUUGCGUUGGCCGUAUACUCUGCUGUCGAAGACCAAAGUCGCGUUGUUUUCGUUGACAUCAAUACCGGAAGAGAAGGAGUCAAUGAUAGAGAGUUUUCGCUCWGCUCGGUUGAAAACAUUGAUGGGCGUAUAAGUUCACUCUGUGCGGUUGGAAAGCAGCGCCUGAAAUCAAAUUGGGACAACACGACACACAAGGGGGCAAAAUCUCCUUUAACAUUGUAUGCGUUGACUAGCAUUGGUGASCUGAUGCUGAUAACAGAAAAUAGGUCAAAUCAUCAGAAUACUGCCACGUCAAAUGAAUCUUUCAUGGCGACUGGACCUAGACUGGAAAUUSCCUCAAACGAACACAGCAGACGAAAACGACAAAGAACAAACAGUUUUUCAGCUGCAACAUCUGGUUCAGGAGAAUUCUUCCGACCUAAGAAGUUGGCCCUUGAUAUUUUUGGCUUUGGUGCGAACAACGAUUCAACUUUGGUUCCUUCUACUGCAGAGCUACCAUCUCUCAGUGCUAAUUUUGUCAAGACUUUUGUAGGGCGCAAUCUUCGUAAAAGUAUAGAAUAAGUUGAUCAAUUUCUUUUAUAAACUCUGCUGGGCGUAUAUUGAAUGUAUCUUUCAAGAUUUAUGYAUUCUUCUCGGUAGUGGUGUGAGUGUUUUUGGGGGGCAUUUUUUCUAUCUUCCAGUCAUCGAUCCAGCGACACAAAAAGCAUCAGCAAAUGUAGUGAUGAUUAUUUGCAUAAUCGCCUUACCAAGCCAAAGAGCGAGUUGAGCUAGUGGCUCGCGCACCAGAGGCAAGGAGGUUGCCGACGCGAUCCCCYAUCGUUUCAUCCUCCGGAAGAUUUUCCAAGUGGAUGAAAUUUCGAUAUACUCGUCUGCUGUUUAGCAAGAUUUCCUGAACAUUAUCUGUUGUGAACUCUGGAUCCUGAGUAAUCACGGGAAAUGCUGUCAUGAUCAUCUGUUUCGUGAGUUGUGGAUAUGUAUGCGCCAUGUAUCUGCACGUGAUUAUUGCAAGAAAAGUGAUGAGUUCAUAACCGAAUCUGGGACUAUUAUACCAGACGAAGAGUCAGAUAGAUUCAUGUUUAUACUCACCCAGAAUUAUGUAGAUAGKCAGCAAACCAUUUACCAAGCUCUGCAUUCGCUUUCUCAAUUAACUCUGGAUCUGCGUCGUAUGCCUUGUUCACCGAAGCUAAAAGUCCUUGAAGAUCAUCGCUAUCGUUUGUCAAGCGAAUGUAAUGAUCAGUCAUGUUCAUCAAAAAGGAGUAAUCAUUUUUCGCUUGCGCCCGUAACUCAGGCACUCGCGCUUUGUCUGACUCAAAAGUACCUGGAGAGACAAUGAGAUACGGUUUUCCCUUCAAUCUACGGAUCUCAUUCAAAGUGUUCAUYUCCUGAAUACUAAUCAUCUCUCCUUUUAGCGCUUUUUCAACUAGUUCUUCGUCCUCGAAUUUCAAAGGUUUGCUCUCGGGAGGAAUAGCUUUUGGUGGGAUUCCUAAUCCUUUCUUAAACAUGAGCGGCAGGUUGAUAAAUACUGCAGCAAAACUGAUACCARCRCACGUCCAAAUGGUAGGUUUUACCCCCAAUAUGUCGGCCAUCAUGCCAAAUAGAAAUGGUGUAGUGGAUGUAGCUAAGUUCAUCACCAUGAUAUUCACACCUUGAACAAACCCCCUUUUGUUAAGUGGUGCAAUGAAAUCGAGCAUAGGUCCAGUCGAAAGCUGUGAAAUUACAGUGAACGGGAAAAAGAUGUAAAGAAGUGCAACGAAUGCCCCAAACGUGCCUGACGUCGGAGGGGCCAAAGCUAUGUACAAAAGGACAAUCAUUGCGAUUCCCGUGAUAAUAUUUCCCAGGAUACAUCCACCAGCUGGACCGAGCUUUCGAAAGACGAAAGGAGAAACAAAAGUACCCGGUAUCACAGCCACUGCAACAAGAGUUGAAAUCCACUUGUAAGCAACUUGAGACAUUAUUGGCGUCAGACCUUGAGCUAUAGGAUCCCCAUAGAAUACGUUGAAAGCUASAGGAGACAAACAAAGGGCUGCAGGAGAGUCGGGAGAAGAAAUAGUUUAGGGUGACAUGAUAAUUCUUGGUGCUAGGCGCCACAUCUCGUUCGAUGAAUACUUACGAACGAGGCCCGCACUUCCUACAUUGUCGGCCAAUGCCCCCAGGACAAUAAUGAUAAGUGUACCAUAGUUUAGGCUCUCAGGAGGUUUCUCUUCAUCAUCRUCGUCGUCCUCGCAGUUUCCAUCGGAAGGAGAAAUCGUUACUGGUUUAACGAUUGUUCCAGGUUCGAUGAGACAGAAGGUUGCUGCAAUAGCGCUGACUGCCAUGAGGGCUAUACCGGCCCAUAGCCUACCAUUGCAAACCAGGAAGAAAACACGUUAGAAAUAAAAGAUCCGAAAUUGUUGCAAGAAUACGGUAUAAGAUUUUGAUGUACACUUGAGCAACGUACGGUGCAAAUAAUCCUGUGUUCUCCAUUAGAAUGGCAACGAUCCCCCCUCCACUAGUUCCAAGCAUGCUAUGAACAACGGAGGUAUAAGAGAACAUAUGAUAUUCAAGUCAAAAAAUWUAAACAUGAGUU
This is a messenger RNA of Pseudo-nitzschia multistriata, 5325 nucleotides long. Lineage: Eukaryota; Bacillariophyta; Bacillariophyceae; Bacillariales; Bacillariaceae. The record is from the annotation of a GenBank genome assembly.